Diaporthe citri is the source of this 1491-nucleotide messenger RNA. RefSeq lists its product as uncharacterized. Bases 1 to 1491 code for a protein of 496 amino acids. The transcript is spliced from 2 exons. The record is from RefSeq and is a predicted model, not a curated record. NCBI's taxonomy places the organism in Eukaryota, Fungi, Ascomycota, Sordariomycetes, Diaporthales, Diaporthaceae.
AUGGCCUCCAACAUUUUCCUCACCCUGGGAGAGCGUACCGUAAUGGUCGCUCGUCCUGCGACCUACCAAAAUCUCCAGAGAGAGAUCAGAACCCAGUUUCCGCGGGUCUCUUCAGUUUACAGCCUGGCAGUCCUUUUUCAGCCAGCCAAUAUCAACGGGGGCCUCCUCUCAAACUGGGUUGAGGUCGACGCAAGCGCAUACAGCGCUGUCCACAACGGUGCGGAGCUGUUCGUCAAUGUAGUUCACCCCCUCACCAAGGAAUACAUCUUACCAUUGCCUGGUCUGCCGGUUCCUAAUCGUCAACAUCGCAAGCAGGUUCGACGAACAGACGGUCUCGGCAACCGUGUUGGCGUCGAGGAUGGCGACCACGACGCCACAGCGCAGAGCGACCAGGUGAGCAAAUCCAGACCCAGAGGGGUCUCAACCAGGACCAGAGGGUCCUCGCACAAAUUCGACAAUUUCUCGCUGAGCCUCGAGCUUGAGCAACCUGGUGGAGAUGCCUUCGGCAGCGGCUGGGCUGCCGCGUCCGAACGCUUUCGGCGGUCGACGAAGCUUUUGCCCAACCUCAAGGAUUGCAAGGAGGCGAUCGGGCAGAGUGUUGGGGAGUCGAAUUUUUAUCCGGAAGAUGAAGAGGAGCAGACUGCUGACUUUAAGCUGGGACUUCAGCGGCCUCAGGCCACAGAGGCCGGCUGGUAUGCCGGCGCAGAGCCCACCCAUGGGGACGAAAACCCGGGCGAAACCGCGGCCCAGCACCUUGCUGGUGGCGACGAGGACGAGGACGAGGUUGCCGGCCCAGGCGACCACACCGAGGCUGGCCACCUCACCAAUGGCGUCCAGGCCAACGGUGAGAACACCAAUGGUGUUCUCGCCAACGGAGUUACCACCAACGGUAACUUGACCAACGGCCACGCGGCCGCUCACUCAGAGGUUAGUCACAGUCUUCAACACAAGCUUCAACACCACGGAGCCAGCGAGUGGAGCCCUCCGCGUCCACGGUCCAAUGGUUAUCACCGGCCCCAGUACCCGGAGAUCCAAGGCUACCACCCCUAUGGACAACCCAAUUUCAAGGCUUUUGCUGGCUCCCGUCCCCGUCGUGACCCUGCUGAGAUUACCUAUGGCUCCCCGAGACCAAGGAUCCAAGGAGACACCUCCGGAUGGGCUACCAUGGGCCGUAAGAAGAAGACCUGGGCUAACCAACCUGUUCAGGAGGAGAGCGACCGAGAGGGGGCACCGGGCCCCAACGCCAACAACAACCAAGCCUGGUAUGCACAACCACCACCGCCCAUCAACUUCAGCCGGACCCUCGGUCAUGGAGGAGGUACCAAACACAGAGGAUUCGCGAGGCACGGUUCUAACAAUUAUCAACAGAAGCAGAGGUCCGGACCAGAAAUGAGCUGGGGGUCGGACUUCUGGGGUGGUGCGCCGCCCAACAGAACCCAGAGGGGCGCUUUUGCGCAAGACGAAACGCCAGCGUCAAAACACUGGCAGUAG